This is a messenger RNA of Trichosurus vulpecula (common brushtail), 5150 nucleotides long. RefSeq names its product zinc finger protein 335 (gene ZNF335). Bases 577 to 4674 code for a protein of 1365 amino acids. The transcript has 27 exons. NCBI's taxonomy places the organism in Eukaryota, Metazoa, Chordata, Mammalia, Diprotodontia, Phalangeridae. The record is from RefSeq and is a predicted model, not a curated record. Gene Ontology annotation, biological process: positive regulation of neurogenesis; regulation of gene expression; brain development. Gene Ontology annotation, cellular component: nucleus. Gene Ontology annotation, molecular function: RNA polymerase II cis-regulatory region sequence-specific DNA binding.
UUCUGGGGCUGGGGGAGAACUGGGGGGCACGGACCACAGCACUAACCCAGGGCUCCAGCUUGACUCACGGCCUGGGGCGGGAGCCAGGAGCAUUAUGGCCAAGUGGCCAGAGCCACGGUCCCCCUUGGGUGGAAUGGUGCCUCUAAAAUUGGGAGUCCAGGACUCCUGGGUCUUGUUUUCCCAGGACCCUUCCUUUGCAGUCCCUGAAACGCCCCACCCCAGCUGGUGCCUCAGUUUCCUCUUUAGAGGGCUAGGGGAUUGGGCUAGGGGAAGUGGGCCAGCCUAUGGGGGAAGUUGGCUCAUGGACACCCCCUUGUCUGUUACUCUGCAGAGUGAAGGCCCCAGACCUCGAACUGACCCUGCUGCCGCAGAGCAAACCCCUUCCUGUGCCUUGGGCUUCUUUCCCAGGCCUCUGCCCAGGUGUGCUGUGCCCAGUGGGCAGGAGGCAGGGGCCACCGUGAGGCCCUGGAUGCGGGGCCCCCCAGGACCCUCUGCACAGCACCCCAAGAGAUACCCCCGGUGAGGCCGACUCUCCCAAGGCUCCGUGCCCGGUGCCUAGGCGAGCCAGGGACAUCGAUGGAGGAGAAUGAGGUGGAAAGCAGCAGCGACGCAGCCCCCCGGCCUGCCCAGGAGGAGCCCUCGGAGAGCGGGCUGGACGUGGGCACCUCCGAGGCCGUGUCAGCCGACAGCAGUGAUGCCACUGCUGCUGCCCCAGGGCCCGGCCUCUUGUCAGAGGCGGAUGAUUCUGUCGUAGGGCAGAGCUCAGACCACGGCACCCGUUCCUUGGAGGAAGUAUCUGAGAGCAGCUCCAGCCGGGAUGCCACCCCUCAGGGUUAUCUGCCAGACUCAUCCUCCAUCGGCCCAUCGGCAUUAGUGUCAAGUGGAUCAGCUGGAGCCCCAGUGCUGGUGCACUCCAGUGUUCUUGCUGAUGGUGCCAUGCUGGUCUCUGACUCUACUGCCUCCUCCUCUGACUUGGGUUCUGCUAUUGACAAGAUCAUUGAGUCAACUAUUGGGCCAGACCUUAUUCAGAGCUGCAUCGCGGUGACAAGUGCAGAAGAUGGUGGCGCCGAAACCACCCAGUACUUGAUUCUUCAGGGCCCAGACGAUGGUGCCCCCAUGGUGUCCCCGAUGUCCAGCUCUGCUCUGGCCCACAGCUUGGCAGCUAUUGAGGCUCUGUCCGAUGGCCCCACGUCUACCUCUACUUGCUUGGAGCCAGCUGAGGCUCAGGAGUGCUCCCCACCCACUGAGCCCCCUCUAGGCCCCUCGGAGGAGCCAGACCUGCAGAGCCUAGAGGCCAUGAUGGAGGUGGUGGUUGUACAGCAGUUCAAGUGCAAAAUGUGCCAAUACCGCAGCAGCUCUAAGGGCACCCUGCUCAGACACAUGCGGGAGAGGCACUUCCGCCCUGCUUCUACAACAUCAGCAUUGAAGAAGGGGCGUUCCAGGAAGUGGGGAGCUUCAGCUAAACCCCAGGAGGAAGAAGGGCCAGAGGAGGAGGAAGACGAUGACAUUGUCGAUGCUGGAGCCAUUGAUGACCUGGAAGAGGACAGUGAUUACAACCCUGCAGAAGAUGAACCCAGGUCCCGGCAGCCACGCCCCCAGCGUCCCAUACCCACAUCUAGUGCUGAACGGCCCCGAAGGAGGCCUGGGAGGCCUCGAAAGCUGCCCCGCCUAGAUCUCCCCACCCCUCCAGAGGGUGUGGAAGCAGAGUCACUGGUCAGCUCUCAGAGUGGACAAAGCCUCCCAGAGUUGCAAGGACCUGAGGCCACCAGCUCCUCAGGCCCAGAGCCCUGUGGGAACAGUGAGGGGCCUGCCGAGCCCAGCGUGAGCCAGUCAGAUGCAGAGAACACGGCCCCUAACAGCAGAGAUGACUCAGACGCACCGCCCCGACGGCGAGGCCGGCCCUCUCGUCGCUUCCUGGGCAAGAAGUACCGCAAGUACAUGGGGCAAAGAUACUAUUAUAAGUCCCCCAAGCCACUGCUGAGACCCUACCUUUGUCGAAUUUGUGGCUCCCGCUUCCUAUCCCACGAGGACCUUCGUUUUCACGUUAACUCCCACGAGGCUGGAGACCCCCAGCUCUUCAAAUGUCUGCAGUGCAGUUACCGCUCCCGCCGCUGGUCCUCUCUCAAGGAGCACAUGUUCAACCAUGUGGGCAGCAAACCCUACAAAUGUGAGGAGUGCAGCUAUACCAGCGUGUACAGGAAGGAUGUCAUCCGGCACUCAGCUGUGCAUAACCGGGACCGGAAGAAGAGGCCGGAACCUCCCCCGAAACUGAGCUCCUUCCCCUGCCCUGUGUGCAGCAGGGUCUAUCCAAUGCAGAAACGGCUCACGCAGCAUAUGAAGACACAUAGCACCGAGAAGCCCCAUAUGUGUGACAAGUGUGGAAAAUCUUUUAAGAAGAGAUACACUUUCAAGAUGCAUUUACUGACACAUAUCCAAGCCAUUGCAAACCGCAGGUUCAAGUGUGAGUUUUGUGAGUUUGUCUGCGAAGACAAGAAGCUUCUACUGAAUCAUCAGCUCUCCCACGUCAGUGACAAACCUUUCAAGUGCAGCUUCUGCCCCUACCGGACCUUCCGAGAAGAUUUCUUGCUUUCUCAUGUGGCUGUCAAACACACAGGAGCCAAGCCCUUUGCCUGUGAGUUCUGCCACUUCACUACAAGGCACAAGAAGAACCUCCGGCUGCACGUGCGCUGCCGGCAUUCGGCCAGCUUUGAGGAGUGGGGCCGGCGCCAUCCUGAGGAGCCACCAUGCCGCCGCCGCCCUUUCUUUUCAAGGCAGCAGAUAGAGGAGCUAAAGCAGCAGCAUGGGCAGCACCCUGUGCUUCCUGGGCCUGCCACCCUUGACCCUCCAGGCUCUCCAGAGGCUCCUGAAGAGUCAGCACCUCCUGAGACCUCCCCUCUGCUGUGUCCUGAGGCCCUAGGGGGUGCCACCAUCAUCUACCAGCAAGGAGCUGAAGAGUCCACAGCGUUGGCCACUCAGACAGCUCUAGACCUACUGCUGAAUAUGAGUACCCAGCGGGAGCUGGGGGGAGCUGCGCUACAGGUGGCUGUAGUGAAAUCAGAUGGCAUCCAGGCAGAGCUCUCCUCCCCUCCUGGAGAGUCCAGCCCCCCAGGAGCCUCUCCUCAGGUGGUCACCCUGCAUGUGGCUGAGCCUGGGGGUAGCUUUGCUGGGGAGGGACCAAUGGGAGUGUCUGACCUGCAGCAGAUCACCCUAGCCCCAGUACCAUACAGUGGAACUAGCUACAGCGUCAUUGCAGCUCCUUCUAUGGAAGAGGGGACCUCUGCCCCGGGGACCCCAUACAGCCAGGAGCCCCCAGGGGAGGCUGCGCAGGCUGUGGUGGUGAGUGACGCCUUGAAGGAGCCUAGCACCCACUAUAUCAUGGCGGCAGAUGGGACCCAGCUACAUCACAUUGAGCUGAGUACAGAUGGAGGUGUUUCCUUCUCAGGCCCAGGGGCUUCCGAUACUCCAGACCCUGGGACUAAGUGGCCCAUAUUGCAGUGUGGAGGACAGCCAAUGGGCAGAGAUGGCCCCCCUGCACCUCCCUCCCCAGCAAGAGCCCUCAGGGCUGGGGUUACUCCAGCUGAGGGCCGAGGGCCGCCUGCCUCGACUUCCCCACCUCUGCCAGCCACAAAAGCCUUGGGCCUGGUGGUUCCUUCGCCACCCCCGUCUUCCUCAACAGCAGCAGCCACCACCGCCAAGAAGUUUUCCUGUAAGAUCUGUUCAGAGGCCUUCCCAGGUAGGGCCGAAAUGGAGAGCCACAAACGAGCCCACACCGGGCCCAGCACCUUCAAGUGUCCUGACUGCCCAUUCGUUGCUCACCUGUGGCCUGAGGUUCGGGCCCACAUGGUCCAGCAUUCAAGCCUUCGGCCCCACCAGUGCAGCCAAUGCAGUUUUGCCUCCAAGAAUAAGAAGGACCUUCGGCGGCACACCCUCACCCACACCAAUGAGAAGCCUUUCUCCUGUCACCUUUGUGGGCAACGCUUCAACCGAAAUGGCCACCUCAAAUUCCACAUACAGCGGUUACACAGCCCAGAUGGAAGGAAGCCGGGCCCCCCAGUGCCCAGGGCCCCUCCCCGUGCCUCCACCCAGACCAUCAUCCUCAAUAGUGAUGAUGAAACACUGGCUACACUGCAUACUGCCCUACAGUCCAGUCAUGGAGUGCUGGGCCCUGAUCGGCUCCAGCAAGCCUUGGGUCAGGAACACAUCAUUGUGGCCCAGGAACAAACAGUAUCCAAUCAGGAGGAAGCCACUUAUAUCCAGGAGAUCACUACUGCAGAUGGACAGAUGGUACAGCACCUGGUAACCUCAGAUAACCAGGUGCAAUACAUCAUUUCUCAGGAUGGGGUACAGCAUCUCCUCCCCCAAGAGUAUGUGGUAGUUCCUGAGGGGCAUCACAUUCAGGUGCAAGAGGGACAGAUCACUCAUAUACAGUAUGAGCAGGGGACUCCUUUCCUGCAGGAAUCCCAGAUUCAGUAUGUCCCUGUGUCUCCAGGACAACAGAUUGUCACUCAAGCUCAGCUAGAGGCUGCUGCCCACUCGGCUGUCACAGCUGUGGCUGAUGCUGCCAUGGCCCAGGCUCAGGGCCUCUUCAGCACGGAAGAGGCAAUGCCAGAGCAUAUCCAGCAGCUGCAGCAUCAAGGCAUCGAGUAUGAUGUUAUCACACUGACUGAUGACUGAAGGGACACAAUGAGAGCAUGGAGAAGCAAAGAUGCCAUGAGGCAGUCCUCCCAGAGGGUCUCACAGAGUCCUCCUUGCCAACUGUGGGAACCAGGCAAGUGUCCCUGACUUCCUAAUGAACUUGGGCCUGCCUGGGUGCUAGGGCUAACAGGGCACCGGUGUGGUAAGGUGCUGCUGACCCCCUGGCCCUGGAGAAAGCGGGGCACCAGGGCCUGCGGGCAGGCUUCUGAGAGAGAAAUCUAUUUUUGUUUGGAUAGAUCAGCUGGUAUGUCUGUCUGAAUAAAGAAAAGGGAUUGAGUCCAGCCCUGGCCAGUUUUGCUGGAAUGGGGUCGUUCUCUUUCCUGCUUUCUCUUUACUGUGUGGUGGUGGUGGUGGGAAAAGAUCCUGGUGGUCAGCCACCUACUACCGUUAACAGAAUGUCAGCCCUCUGCUGUUGCCAGAGCAGCAGCUCUGGACCUUUCCUGCUGGUGGCGCUC